CUCCAAGAGGGCGUAAAAAGGAGCGCAGGCGGACCCGCACAGAAGUUCACGAUGUCCCGUUGGUUGCUGCUGUGCGUGCUGCUAGUCCUGAUUGAGUUCGGCCGGCCGGCCGUGCUGCAAAACGCGCUGGAGAAAGUCCUGGAGGAUUUCCACGGGCAGAACCUGGUCCAGGCGGCCUUCCGAGGGCAGGCGGCCAGAGAAGCGAUGGAGGAGUUACAGAUGGGCACCUACGUCCAGUUGGAAGUGGAUCUCGUCCAGACGGUUUGCAGAAAACAUCUGUGGAGGAGGCAGAACUGCCAGAUCAAACCAGGCGGCGUGGGUCAGCACUCCCCUCCCUCUCCCUCAUCCGCUGCCAAACACCCACAUCUCUGCUUCUCCCCAGGGAGAGGAGACCCCGAAGAAGCGAGGAAGCGGCAAGAAGAGGCAUGCCAGAUCGUCAAGUCGGCCAACGAGGAACAAUACCUGCCUGGAAAGUUUGCCUUUUCCGUCGGACUUCCUUCCUGA
Thamnophis sirtalis is the source of this 504-nucleotide messenger RNA. The record is from RefSeq and is a predicted model, not a curated record. NCBI's taxonomy places the organism in Eukaryota, Metazoa, Chordata, Lepidosauria, Squamata, Natricidae.